AUGAAGGAAGCCGUAGAGAAUGUGGAGCUGGAGACUGUAUCGGGCAGGAGGACUUCUAAGGACGAGGAAGUUGAGACUUUAGGAAAUCGCAAGAAAAUUUCCCCGUACCUGACAAUGUUGCCAAUGGCCUUUACGAAGUUUAACAGAGCUCCUCAGAAGAAAAAGGCGAAAUCUCCUCCCAAAAAAUCACCAGACUCGGAUCAUGUUAAGGAAGGGCCCUGUGGCAUUGGUUGUAUUGUUGUCCCCUGCUGUGAGCAUUUUAACAGCAUUCGCUGCUUCCUGUUUUUCUUCAGCAUGCUGAUCUUCACUCAAGGUAUUAUUUUUGGUCUUAUAGACGUGAGCACUAACAAUUUUCAAGAGAACUACACUCUGAGAACCAUGCAGAAAUUAGCCUUGAAACUCAGUUAUGAUGUUUCCUCUUGCGUGGUAGCAAUAUUUGUAGCGUAUUAUGGAGCAAGAGGAAACAGACCAAGAUGGGUUGCACUGUCCUCCUUUUUAAUAGGAGUUGGAUCAUUUUUACUUGCUUAUCCAUACUUGAGUGUUGAAGAUCUUUAUUUAGUGGAAGAAGUUUCAGACAUUUGCAAUCCAAUGAAGAUUCUCGAUGCUUGCACCAGAUCCGAAUCAUUCCAAUCAAAAUAUGUAUAUUUCUCCAUCUCCGGGCAGAUUGUGCUGGGAAUAGCAAGAAUGCCUCUUUAUAUCCUUGGAAUUACCUUCCUUGACGACAGUGUUCCUUUGCACUCCUCUGGCUUCUAUUUAGGUAUUGGGGAUGCUUCAUCAACAUUGGGAUAUGGUGUGGGUUAUGUAAUGGGAGCACCACUACUUAGGGCCCCUAAAAAUAACAACCAGAAUACCAAUAGGACUGUGAACAAUGACAGUGAUAGAAAAUGGCAGUUUAUUUGGUCGAUUGAUUUUUUUGCUGCCGGUCUUCUUGCAUGGUCUGCUGUAAUACCAUUGUUAUGCUUUCCACAUGACAUACCAGGUACAGCAAAAAUAAAAGCUAUAAAACGUAAACAACAGACUCAUUUGUUUGGUGACAAGCUUAAAAAUAAGAAAUUUGGACCUGGUAUUAAGGACUUGUUUGCUGCUAUUGGGAUCCUACUGAAGAAUCCAGUGUUUUUAUGCAAAGCUGUGUCCAAAGCCUCAGAAUUCUUAGUUUUGAUUGGAGCUUCUGAAUUUAUACCUAUAUAUUUAGAAAAUCAGUUCAUAAUAACACCCAGGAUGGCAGCAACACUUACAGGUGUUAUAUUAAUUCCAGGAUGUGCACUUGGCCAGCUUCUGGGAGGUAUCAUUGUGUCCAAGUUACAAAUGUCUUGUAAAGCCCUUAUGAGAUUUAUCAUCAUUACAUCUCUUUUGUCAAUUAUAUUUCUUGUACUUAUAAUUUUUGUACACUGCCAUCCAGUCCAAUUUGCUGGAAUCAACGAAGAUUAUGACGGAACAGGUCAGUUGGGAAACCUCACAGCUCCGUGCAAUGAAAAUUGUCAAUGCUCAUCUUCAUUAUAUUCUUCUGUCUGUGGAAGAGAUGAUAUUGAAUAUUUUUCUCCCUGCUUUGCAGGCUGUACUGAUUCUAAAAUGUUUAAAAACACAAAGACAUACUACAAUUGUUCUUGCAUUAAAGCGGGAUUAACAACUCCAGAUGUAGAAGGUGAUUUUAUUGAUGCCAGGCCUGGGAAAUGUGAUACCAAGUGUCUUACAUUACCUGUGUUUUUCGCUUUGGUUUUUUCUGCAGUUGUUUUUGCUAGUUUUUCUGAUGUGCCACUUACGCUAAUCAUCUUCCGGGUUGUACCAGGGAAACUCCAUUCUUUGGCGUUGGGUAUAUCGUAUGUCAUUCUAAGAUUACUUGGAACAAUUCCUGGACCAGUCAUUUUUAAAAUGGUAGGAGAAACUUCUUGUACCUUUCGGGAUAUUAAUCAUUGUGGACGCAAAGGACGUUGUUGGAUCUAUAACAGGACAAAAAUGGCCUACCUACUGGUAGGAAUAUGUUUUUUGUGCAAAGUAUUCACUAUCUGCUUAACUACUAUUGGAUUUUACUUUUUCAAGUAUUUUAAAAAGGAAAAUUCUGAAGUUGUCCAGCCUAUACCUGUGAAAUAUAUAAACCCUAAAAAAACAGGAAAGGAAUAA
This is a messenger RNA of Marmota flaviventris (yellow-bellied marmot), 2118 nucleotides long. It is a transcript of the gene Slco6a1, whose product is annotated as solute carrier organic anion transporter family member 6A1. Gene Ontology annotation, cellular component: basolateral plasma membrane. Lineage: Eukaryota; Metazoa; Chordata; Mammalia; Rodentia; Sciuridae. The record is from RefSeq and is a predicted model, not a curated record. Gene Ontology annotation, molecular function: protein binding. Gene Ontology annotation, biological process: transmembrane transport; sodium-independent organic anion transport.